UGUGUGUCAUCACAUCGAGAAAGAAUUAGAGGAGGAAGGUUGUCUUCCAUGAGCAGUGUGGUCCCCACAAAUACUGACUUCAUGAGCAGAGUUUCAAGAGAACUGCACACAGAAAGAGAUCAACUUCAUGAACAAGACUGUGACAUCCUGUUAUUCAGAUUACCUAAAUCAUUCUGAGUGUUCUUGGGCCCCUGUUUGCGAUCUCAUUAUGCAGCUGGUGAGCCUGGCCUGGAUGAUGGCCCUGGCCACCCCACUGGUCUGCUAUGGCUUCACCACUCGCGGUCAGGGCCUGCGUGGGCGGGUUCAGGGAGACCGGCGGAACAUCAGGCCGAACAUCAUACUCAUCAUGACAGAUGACCAGGACGUGGAGCUGGGUUCGUUACAGGUGAUGAACAAAACUCGUAAGAUCAUGGAGGACGGUGGUACCUCAUUCACCAAUGCGUUUGUGACUACGCCCAUGUGCUGUCCAUCACGCUCGUCCAUGCUGACCGGGAAGUACGUUCACAACCACAACACCUACACCAACAACGAGAACUGUUCCUCGCCUUCCUGGCAAGCUCAGCACGAGCCACGUACUUUUGCUGUUUAUCUCAACAAUACUGGAUACCGAACAGCAUUCUUUGGGAAGUAUCUCAAUGAGUACAACGGCAGCUACAUCCCACCUGGGUGGCGCGAAUGGGUGGGGCUGAUCAAAAAUUCCCGUUUCUAUAAUUACACUGUCUGUCGGAAUGGGAACAAGGAGAAGCACGGAGCAGAUUAUGCCACGGACUACUUCACAGAUUUGAUCACCAACGACAGUAUCAACUACUUCCGAAUGUCCAAGCACAUGUUCCCGCAUCGGCCGGUGAUGAUGGUGAUCAGCCAUGCAGCGCCUCACGGCCCAGAGGAUUCAGCACCCCAGUACUCUGAGCUCUUCCAAAACGCUUCCCAGCACAUAACUCCCAGCUACAACUAUGCACCAAACAUGGACAAGCACUGGAUCAUGCAGUACACAGGCCCAAUGAAGCCAAUUCACAUGGAGUUUACCAACUUCCUGCACAGGAAGAGGCUCCAGACACUGAUGUCUGUAGAUGACUCAGUGGAAAAGAUAUACAAUGCUCUGGUCGACACCGGGGAACUGGAUAAUACCUACAUUAUUUACACAGCUGACCAUGGGUACCACAUCGGGCAGUUUGGUCUGGUCAAGGGGAAGUCUAUGCCCUAUGAUUUUGACAUCAGAGUGCCAUUCUUUGUUAGGGGUCCAAAUGUGGAGCCAGGUGCAAGGAACAAUCAUCUUGUGCUAAACAUUGAUCUCGCACCCACAAUCUUGGACAUAGCUGGCUUGGACACUCCACCUGAUAUGGAUGGCAAAUCUAUCCUGAAACUUCUAGAGCAGGAAAAGACUGGGAAUAGAUUUAAACCCAACCGGAAACCCAAAGUCUGGAGGGACACAUUCCUUGUGGAGCGUGGCAAAAUCCUGCGCAAGAAAGAUGACUCAGGAGGUAACACAAACACCCAACACUCCAAUAGCUUACCCAAAUACAAGAAGGUGAAGGAGGUGUGUCAGCAGGCCAAGUUUCAGACACCCUGUGAACAACCAGGACAGAAAUGGCACUGUGUCGAGGAGGUCAGUGGGAAAUGGCGUUUGCAGAAGUGUAAGGGCUCCCUGAAGGAGGGAUCCAAGAAAAGGACAAGGAGUCUCCGUUCUCGAAGCUAUGACAGCCGGGAAAAAGACUGCCACUGCGGAGACCAACCUUACAAAUCAGCCAAGGCAGAGCGCCGGGCACACAGACGGUUCGCCCAGAGCAGAAGUCCACGCUACAGACCUCGCUUUGUGCACACACGGCCUACCAGAUCUCUGUCAGUGGAAUUUGAGGGAGAGAUCUAUGAUGUGGACCUGCAGGCUGAUGACAAAACUCCCCUUGAGCCUCGACCAAUCAGCAGACAGCACUAUGAUCUUGAAGGAGCCUUUGAUCCGGACUUAGGGCUGGAGUCUGUGGAUGGCUCAGAGGAAAUGCAGUCAGAUGACACUAAUGCAGUGGGCUACACCAAUUCUCUCAAAGUUACACACAAGUGUUUCAUACUAAUGAAUGACACUGUGCGCUGUGAAAGAGAGAUUUACCAGUCUUCUAGAGCAUGGAAAGACCACAAGAACUUUGUAGACCAGGAGAUUGAACUUCUCCAGGAUAAAAUGAAGAAACUGCGUGAGGUUAGAGGUCAUCUGAAGAGGAGGAGACCAGAUGAAUGUGACUGUGGAAAGAAGAGCUACUAUAGUAAAGAGAGAGAGCAGAAAAACAAACCCGAGAGAUUGAAGAAUAGGAAUGACCACCUCCAUCCCUUUAAAGAGGUAAUGCAGGAAGUGGACAGCAAGGCUCAGCUCUACAAUGAGAUCCGUCGCAGGAAAAAAGAGAGGAAGGAGAGAAAGCGGCAGAAGAAGGGUGAUGACUGCAGUCUUCCUGGCCUGACCUGCUUCACACAUAAUAAUGACCACUGGCAGACCGCCCCCUUCUGGAACUUGGGUGGCUUCUGUGCCUGCACCAGCUCUAACAACAACACAUACUGGUGUCUAAGAACUAUUAAUGACACUCACAACACGCUCUUCUGUGAAUUUGCCACUGGAUUCCUGGAGUACUUUGACCUAAACAGUGACCCUUACCAGUUAAGCAAUACAGUUUAUACUGUGGAGAGGGAUGUCUUAAGCCAACUGCAUCUUCAGCUAAUGGAAAUGAGGAGCUGUCAAGGCCACAAACAGUGCAACCCCAAACCGAAAAGUUCAGAUGCAGAGCACAACCAACCUGGGACGUACACAAAGGAUAAGCUGCCCAAUUUCACAGAGGAUGUCAACCGGCAAGGACUGGCAGAUCUGUACAGUGUAAACAAGAGUCUGUAUGAACACAGACACAACUACAGUCCAAGCCUGGAUGACUGGACAAACUUUUGGAAGGAUGUAGAUAGUAUGUUUGUGCUGCUGAGAAAUUUAAAGGAACUCAACCAAACCAAUGGGCUGAACCCCCUUGCUGAGCUGGGCUCUGGGGUGCUGGAGGAGGCCAGCGGUGCUGGAAGACCUGUCCAGGAGGAAUGGCCACCUGUGGUCACUUCGAGCCCCACCACAGCAGGCCUGACUCCCAAAACACAUAAAGAGACUCUAAAGUCUCUUAAUGAUCUCCCAGAGGGACACCAAACCGAGCUGAGUCAUCUUCUCAGAGACACCUGGAUUCAGCAGCUGGAAAAUGAGCUGGACAAUGACGGGAUGACAUUUAGUGGCAACGGUGUCACUGAGCUGGAGACCCACCAUGACUUCCUUUUGCACAGCUCUAAAAUCAUGCAGGAGCAACUGGAACUCCACCAGACCCCAAAACACCAGCAGGACGAGGAGGAUAUUUUUCAGGCCCAAGUUUACCUUCCCCUCUCCCCACAGCCAGCUAAACCCCCAGAGCAAGCCAGGGACAUGCCUCCACUCCAGACUGACAGCCCUCAGGAGAGGUGGAAUGAAAGUGUCAAACCCUUUACUCUCAAGCCCAGGGACCCUAAGGACACAGAGGGCAGUGCCUCGGGCCUUUCCCUUUGAGAAAAGACUGCGGCCAUGCACUGUGAAGCCAGCCAACUCGAAGACAAUAACCCCAGAGAGCAUGGACUGCUUCCUCUGUAUGAAUCAUCUGAGUUAUUUUUAUUUUUUACAGGUGCUUCCAUUUAUUAGAAAUCAGUGUUAUGCAUUUUGUAAAAAAAAAAAAAAAAAAAAAUUAUAUAUAUAAAGAUUUAGAGGUAAAGUAUCGGAUGCAUCUCAAAUGUUUCAAGUGGAAAACGCCAUCAAAGGUUUUAAUAUAUAGUUUUAAAAUGAAACAGGUUAAAAUGGUGAAAACAUUGCAUUCAGUCUUGAAUUAAUCAAAUGCAGGUUAUUUCCCAAGAUAUUUGAUGCACUUUUUCAUGUUUCUCAAUCUCAACAUAUUUUACAGUCUCAUUUACAUGAGAACAGUUCGAUAUAAAAAAACAUCUCUCGCAUUUAAGCAAUGUUCUGGGUUCAGUAAAGUUAAGUGGCACAAACAUUUCGACUUGUCCCUCAUUUAUUAAAAAAAGAAAAGAAGAAACUCAGUUACAGUUAGGCACUUGCAUACAAUGGAAGUGAAUGGGGCCAGUCCACAAACAUUCAAAUACAAACAGUUUCAAAAGAAUAGCCACAAGAAAUAAACAUGUGUUAACAUGAUUUUAGUGUGAUAGAAUCACUAACUAGAAUCGCUUGCUUACUCAUUUGUAAUAUUGCAUCCAAUAUUACAACUUUGUUGUCAAGAUGACAUAAUGCCAGUAAACCCUGUAAUCUGGUAAAUCCCUGAUUUAAUCGCACUAAAAUCAUGUUAACACUAUGUUUAUCUUGUGACUAUACUUUUAAAACUGUGUAUUUUAAUGUUUAUGAACUGGCCCCAUUCACUUCCACUGCAAAGUGCCUUACUGUAACUGCGAUAUUUGCUUUGUUUUUAAAUAAACGGGAUGAGUUGUAAUUAUUUUUUGCAGUAAACAGCAUUGUCACACAUGCUUUAAUAUUAAGCCUGGAACAUUCCUUUUUAGUCUUGAUGUCAAAUCAUCCCUUUCUGGUGUCUACAUUUGUUCACUUUCAUUAAUUAAUAUCUGAAUGAUGGUAUUGUGUGUCAUGUUUAUUUAGUACAGCUUAGACGGUUCAGUUCACUGUUUUAAACUAAAACACUGCUUGAACACUUUUUUUUUUACACAAUUGGGUGAGGAUAAGCAUGGGUUCAGUGGUUAUUCUGGUCAGUGAAAUGGUUUUCUCACACAUGUUGUUUCACUUUAAAAUGUAUAAUAGUUCAGCAGCAUUCAGUCCAUAUACAUGCAAGAAUGGCAUUCACCAAAAGUGCCUUUAUCAUAAGACUUAAGAUAGAAGGCUCUACCUUUUAACUUUUUCACUAAUACUAACUCACAAAAAUGUAUCACUUAAGUAGAGCUUGUUUCUUUUUAUGAAGAAUGUGAGAUCAUAUGAUCGUAACCUAAUUUCAGCAGAGUUUUCUGUCACCCUUUGUCUGACCAAUUUUGUCCUGUCUUUAGAACUACAGUGUCUAAAUUACUUUCUGAAGUAAAAUUUGUUUAAAUAUGAGGUGACCUGCAAAAUUUACAGAUAUUACAUUAUUUUUAACCAAUGGUGUUGGAACAAUUCUGGCUUCUGGAAAGCCAAGAGGCUAUUUUGAAAUAAAAAUCUGCCAAACAUU
This is a messenger RNA of Myxocyprinus asiaticus (Chinese sucker), 5192 nucleotides long. RefSeq names its product extracellular sulfatase Sulf-1-like. Gene Ontology annotation, cellular component: plasma membrane; endoplasmic reticulum; cell surface. The transcript has 19 exons. The record is from RefSeq and is a predicted model, not a curated record. NCBI's taxonomy places the organism in Eukaryota, Metazoa, Chordata, Actinopteri, Cypriniformes, Catostomidae. Gene Ontology annotation, molecular function: N-acetylglucosamine-6-sulfatase activity; glycosaminoglycan binding; calcium ion binding. The coding region runs from base 128 to 3547 and encodes 1139 amino acids.